AUGGCUUCCUCAACCGUCCCCAAGACCUGCAAGGUCAUCACUGCUGAGACCAUCGCCAAGGGCUUCCUUGGUGAGGUCAAGGACACACUGGCCAAGAUCCAAGGCGAGAACCCGUGCAUACCUACCUUGGCUGCUUUCCUCGCCAACGGUGAUCCCGCUGCUGUCAAGUACGCUGAGUGGUCCAAGAAGACAUGUGAAGAGAACGGCUUCAACUUUGACCUUCGAACUGUGGACAAGGAGCUCCUCGAGGAGGAGAUCAUGAAGGCCAAUGAGGAUGAGGACGUCGACGGCAUGAUCGUCUACUAUCCCAUCUUCCCCAACAACCCUUCUCACGACAAGUACAUCCAGGAGUCUGUCGAUCUCGGCAAGGACGUUGAGGGUCUUCGACACCAGCACAUCCACAACAUGUACCACAACAUCCGCUUCAUUGACCCUCCCGAGAACCGCAAGAAGUCCAUCCUCCCUUGCACUCCUCUCGCAGUUGUCAAGAUCCUCGAGUACCUGCAGAUCUACAACCCCAUCCUGGCUUCCGGCAACCGACUCUACGGCAAGACCAUCACCGUCAUCAACCGAUCCGAGGUCAACGGUCGACCUCUCGCCGCUCUCCUCGCUAACGAUGGUGCCACCGUCUACUCCGUGGAUAUCACCGGCGUCCAGGUCUUCACCCGUGGAGAGGGUAUCAAGAAGGCUCGCCACCUUGUCCAAGACAAGGAGGGCUGGAAGCUCGAGGACUGUCUUCCCCUCAGUGAUGUUGUCAUUGGAGGUGUACCCGUCGAGUCUUUCAAGGUCCCCACCGAACUCAUCCGUGAGGGUGCCGUCUGCAUCAACUUUUCGUCCUACAGAAACUUUGACGGUCCUGCCAUCAAGGAAAAGGCCUCUAUCUACGUGCCAUCAGUCGGCAAGGUUACCAUUGCUAUCCUGUUGAGAAACCUGGUUCGCCUCAUUGCCAACCGACCCUCCAAGGAUGAGUCGCAGAAGAACGUCGAGGCCCGAGCUGAGGCUUUUGCCGAUGACUAA
This is a messenger RNA of Fusarium venenatum, 1017 nucleotides long. RefSeq lists its product as uncharacterized. Gene Ontology annotation, molecular function: methylenetetrahydrofolate dehydrogenase (NADP+) activity; methylenetetrahydrofolate dehydrogenase (NAD+) activity. Gene Ontology annotation, biological process: purine nucleobase biosynthetic process. NCBI's taxonomy places the organism in Eukaryota, Fungi, Ascomycota, Sordariomycetes, Hypocreales, Nectriaceae. Gene Ontology annotation, cellular component: cytosol. The record is from RefSeq and is a predicted model, not a curated record.